Antechinus flavipes (yellow-footed antechinus) is the source of this 530-nucleotide messenger RNA. It is a transcript of the gene TFF1, whose product is annotated as trefoil factor 1. Gene Ontology annotation, biological process: maintenance of gastrointestinal epithelium. The record is from RefSeq and is a predicted model, not a curated record. The transcript has 3 exons. The coding region runs from base 66 to 299 and encodes 77 amino acids. Lineage: Eukaryota; Metazoa; Chordata; Mammalia; Dasyuromorphia; Dasyuridae.
GGCUGAUUCUUGCCCUUGACACCAAUUCUUCUUUUGGCUUGAGAGAAAGAAGACAGAAGAGUAGAAUGGAGUACAAGGUGUUUUGCACACUGAUCAUCACUUUGAUGCUGGGGUACAAUGUGCUGACCCAGGGAGUCUUUGAAACAUGUAAUAUGACUCCACAGGAGAGGAAAAAUUGUGGUUGGAGUGGUAUCACAGAAAAAGAAUGUCAAGAAAGAAAUUGUUGCUUUGACAGCAAUAUUAGGGGUUAUCCCUGGUGCUUCUCCCCUCGGCAAGAAAUAGAAGAUAAUGAAUGCUAACAAACUCAUGAGAAGACCUUGCUUGUUUGAUCCAAUGGAAACCUUACUUUAUAUCAAUGGAAGAUGUUUAUAGAUUUUACUGAAUUUUCUAUAGAUUUAUUAUGGGUGUGUGUCACUUUUAACUUGACAUUUAUAGUGACAGAAGUCAUCACUUCUCUUCAAAUAUUUCCCUGCUAAUAUAAUUUAGGCUAAAAAUUAAAAAAAUAAAAGAAGAUGGAAAAAUUUAACAAA